Hordeum vulgare subsp. vulgare (domesticated barley) is the source of this 2411-nucleotide messenger RNA. Its product is annotated as protein JINGUBANG-like. The coding region runs from base 502 to 1929 and encodes 475 amino acids. The record is from RefSeq and is a predicted model, not a curated record. The transcript has a single exon. Gene Ontology annotation, molecular function: protein binding. NCBI's taxonomy places the organism in Eukaryota, Viridiplantae, Streptophyta, Magnoliopsida, Poales, Poaceae.
UUAACGGCACAAUAGUCCUGCCACCCAAGCAGCGCUCGCCGCGUGCCCACUGUUGGGUGAUCAGACACCAGGCGCCGAGUCCCAGACCCAUUCCCAAUAAUGAAUAGAAAUAUUCUAUUAAAACAGACAAAAACAAGAAAGCAGAACCCUUCUUUAAAAGGAAAAGCAAGGAAAAAAGAAUCAAUCAAAUCAGCCUCGUUUCAUCAGGAUCGAUAGGGAUCCACCUGUCGGAACGUCGUGGCAUCAGCCUCGUUUCUGUCUCUGAUCGCCUCCACGCGAUAUAUAUACCGCCGCUGCUCACCUCCCUCUUCUCCAACCUCGCACUCAAAGCUUCUUCUUCUUCUCCUCCCUUUCGGUCUCGGCUUUCCUUCCGACGCAGCUCAUUCCAUAUUCGGCUCCCCUUCCUCUCGCCAUAUAAAGGACCCUGCCGCUCGACGCAGUGCACAUCCACCCAGGGGCUGAUCGAUCGAUUGUUUGCUGUGUGAGUUGUGGCAUCCACAGAUGGGUAACCACCAGAAGCUGCUCAACUUCCUCCGGCCGGACCCCGCGGUGGCCGCAUGCUCGCCGAGGUCCUUCUCCUCCUCUUCCGCAUCCGUGUCAGACGACGACGGCUACAGCUCCUCGCCGUGGCGCUACGGCGGCUCCUCGACCCCGCCCACGCCCAAGUCGCCGUGGGCGCACCUCCCGGGGCUCGCUGCCGGGGGCGCCUCUGCCCAACAUGAGGCCACGGGGCUCAUCGCGUCGCUGGUCAAGGAGGACGGCCACGUCUACUCGCUGGCGGCCACCGGGGACGUUCUUUACACCGGAACCGACUCUCGGAACGUGCGCGUGUGGCGGGAUCAGCGCGAGCUCGCCGGGUUCAGGACCGCCAGCGGCCUCGUCAAGGCCAUCGUCGUCGCCGACGACGGCCGCAUCUUCACCGGCCACCAGGACGGCAAGGUGCGCGUGUGGCGCGCCGACGCGGGCAACCCCGCCGCGCACCGCCAGGUGGGGUCGCUCCCGAAGCUCAGGGACUACCUCAAGAGCGCCGUCAACCCCACCAGCUACGUCGAGACGCAGCGCCGGGGGCGCCAUCGCGCGGUGUGGCUUCGGCACUCGGACGCCGUGUCCUCCCUCAGCCUCGACGAGGGCGCCGGGCUGCUCUACUCGGCCUCGUGGGACAGGACCUUCAAGGUGUGGCGCGUGUCGGACUCCAAGUGCCUCGAGUCCGUCAGCGCGCACGACGACGCCGUCAACACCGUGGCCGCCGCCGGGUUCGACAGCGUCGUGUUCACCGGGUCGGCCGACGGCACCGUCAAGGUGUGGCGGCGGGAGCCUGCCGCGAAGAAGGGAGACGCGACGGAGCAUGUCCUGGAGAAGGUGCUCAGGAAGGGCGAGGGCGCGGUGACCGCCAUCGCCGUGUCGCCCGAGGACCGCGUCGUGUACGCGGGCUCGUCGGACGGGCUGGUCACCUACUGGUACUGGGCGGACGGUGAGGCGAGAUACGGCGGCGUGCUCAAGGGCCACAAGAUGGCGGUGAUGUGCCUGGCGGUGGCCGGCAACGUCGUCGUCAGCGGCUCGGCCGACCGGACCCUCUGCGCGUGGCGCCGCGACGGGGCAGAGCACGCAUGUCUAGGCGUGCUGGCCGGACACACUGGGCCCGUGAAGUGCGCCGCCAUGGACGAGGAGGCGGCCGCCGGUCCGGGCGGCGAUCGGCGGUUCGUGGUGUACAGCGGGAGCCUGGACGGGUCGGUCAAGGUGUGGCGGCUGUCGGACGCGGAAGCAGGGCCGGGCACGACAGUGCCGGUGACGGAGCGCACGGCAGCAGCACGGGCGCAGCCGUCACAGGUGUGGAGAGGCCAGUCGGCUCAGGCGCCGUACGCGGAAGAGUGGGCGCUGGCGCUGCACCAGACGCCGGAGCUGAAGCGCGUGCUCGUGGCAGCUGCGUGAAGUCGAAGCAAUGGUGCGUGCGCGCAUGGAAACAAUGUACUGCCCACGGUUCUGCGAAGAAGGAAAGAGAGCAGAGGGCGUUAUCUGUCCCCUACCUUCUGGUGAUGGCGCGUGAGUACGUGCUGACGAGUUCGUGUCCAUCGUGUAGGUCUUGGUCGAGUCCGAGGCCGUUGGUGAUCUGUUGUAGGCCAGUCGCUUUGUGCGUGUUGGAGCGCGUCGAGUGCGUGCGGCCGGAGUGUGCAGGCUCGUGUUGACCGGGCUGUGCGUGCGUGAUGUUUGUUUGCUAGUGCAUGGAAUGCCUGCUCGUUGCGGUAUGUGUGCAUGUAGGUCGGAAGUUCGUGGCAGUAGAGAUAGGAUCAGGUAGUUGUUUCAUUGUUUGUGUGUGUGCGUGAGUGCUAGGUAAUGUUAGGGGGUGUUUGUUUUUCAAAUAACUAGACUUUUUCUAGUCCCAUAGACUAAAGAAAAAAAGUCCUUUCAUUAAA